Pan troglodytes (chimpanzee) is the source of this 1761-nucleotide messenger RNA. RefSeq names its product TATA-box-binding protein-associated factor 11-like protein 5. Gene Ontology annotation, biological process: transcription initiation at RNA polymerase II promoter; RNA polymerase II preinitiation complex assembly. Lineage: Eukaryota; Metazoa; Chordata; Mammalia; Primates; Hominidae. The transcript has a single exon. Gene Ontology annotation, cellular component: nucleus; transcription factor TFIID complex. The record is from RefSeq and is a predicted model, not a curated record. Gene Ontology annotation, molecular function: RNA polymerase II general transcription initiation factor activity; protein heterodimerization activity. The annotation marks the transcript as partial.
GAGAGGAAGCCCACCGUGGAUGCAGAGGAGGCUCAGAGGAUGACAACCCUGCUGUCUGCCAUGUCUGAGGAGCAGCUGUCCCGCUACGAAGUGUGUCGCCGGUCAGCUUUCCCGAGAGCACGCAUUGCGGGUCUGAUGCGGGCUAUCACUGGCAGUUCGGUGUCUGAGAACGCGGCCAUUGCCAUGGCUGGAAUAGCCAAGGUCUUUGUCGGAGAGGUGGUGGAAGAGGCCCUGGACGUGUGUGAGAUGUGGGGAGAGACGCCCCCGCUGCAGCCCAAGCAUUUAAGGGAGGCCGUUCGCAGGUUAAAGCCCAGGGGCCUCUUCCCCAACAGCAACUGCAAAAGAAUCAUGUUCUAGGCCCGAGGCCAGAGGGCAGGGUCUGUUUGUGCAGGAAGAAGUACCGCGUUCAUCUUCCAAUGACAGGAGUGUGUGUGCUGGAGCUCCUGCAUCUCAGUCCCACCUGGAUUUACCCACGAUCUCAGUGUCUUAAAAUGUGCAGUUGCCCUUACCUGGAUGAAGACAGCAGAUCGUUUCAUAGGAGCCUUGGCUAAAUCUUUGGGCAUUUUAAUGGGAUGUGGAGGCGUUUUUCUAUGUCUUUCCAGUUGGAGGACUCGAGGUGCCUGGGCCCAGAGCAUCCCGUGGACAGGCAGCCGCAUUCAGAGAGGGAAGCCCUUCCCAGGAGAUCUGUAUGGUUUCCCGCUGAAGCCUGGUGUAGCUGUCUCUUAGCUUGUAUGCUUCUGUCUGGGUUCCGGUGAUUGGAGCUUGCAGAAAUGUUUCCCCGAUUGUUGUUCUUCUGUACAUUUUCAAUGCUCAUAUGUAAUUUUGUGAGCCAUCACGAGAACAGUUAAACUGAGCAACUGAUUUCCAAACUGCAGACAUCAAAAUGAAAUCACAAAGCACUUUUUUUCCCCCUAAGUUGACUCUUCUAUUCCUGCCUGCUGUGCUUUAUGUCAGCAAGUGACCCUUUCCUGCAUUAUAAUGCAAUAGAGUAUAGAUACAUCAUGUAAGACUAGAGAGAAACCAAUUCCAAAACCACCUUUCCUCAAGCCGCCAUUUGUAAGGAUCAUAUGGGCGGUUUAAAGGACACAGAGAGAGCCCAUUGAUACUUCACUGUCGCUACACGUGGUGAUUUUUCCAGUGCUUCCGGAGACACUGAAAUUUAGUUGCAAACAUCGCCUUAGAGGAUUCUUGAUUUUAUUCAUUCUACCGAUGAUCCGCUCAGAAAAUCAAACCUGAGUACGGAGACAUUGGAGAAGUCGUUAAAGUAUUGGACCAAGUCGGUUCGUCACGAGUGACAAAGUUAUUCCACACUCUACUUGUACAUACUCUGCUUCACCUUCGUGAUGGAAAAGAGUAAUUUUUCGCUAUAGAGUAAAAACCCGAGAUUUAUUAUGGAAUCAGCGUGAACCUUCCCAGCACAGCUCACAGAUCGUACGCCAAAAAUUACCCUGUGAUUCCGUCUCAAAAAUUCUCUGUAGUGACCUGUGAAUUGACAGCUCGUGAGGACAUUCUUUAGUUUGGCUGAAACCAAAAAACCUGAAACCAUCGAAACUGAAAAAAAUGGAGUCUGCCAAACUCUGCCUCUUACCCUUUCAGCUACCAUGCCACGUUCAACUAUUGUACUUGAUAAGUAUUGGAAACUGAAGGUACUGAUAAUUUCAAUAGAGUUUCACCAAAGUAGUAUUUCUUGUGAGAAAGCCAUAAUCUCAUCAGUAAUGCCUUUCUAGAAGAUCCAACAGGAAAGAUGAACUAGCAACUCAU